Messenger RNA from Funneliformis mosseae, 2589 nucleotides. The record is from the annotation of a GenBank genome assembly. Lineage: Eukaryota; Fungi; Glomeromycota; Glomeromycetes; Glomerales; Glomeraceae.
AUGAAUUUUGAUCCCGAAAAAAUAACCCCAGAAUAUCAUAUUCAACAGGCUGAGCAAGCCUUGACAAAAUUAAAGUCCAUCAUUGAAGAGGCUGACUGGAAAAAGGUUCUUCACAUUAAAUCAGGUGUCGCCGUUUUCAGUAAAAAUGAGAAUGGCGACGAUGAAAAGUUACCUAUAUUUAUGAGUGAACAUAUUAUUGAGAACUUUACUCCCCAUGCGAUUUUCGCCGUCGUUGGAAUGAGGAAACUCUGGGACCCAUGGUACGAGGAGGGCAACCUCGUUGAAAAUUUAGAUAGUACGACAAGCUUAACCUAUAUGACCAUGCAAGUAUUGGCUGGUACCAGAACUAGGGAUUUAUGUUUGGUGGAAAAAAUUGAAUACACUACAGAUGGAACAAUCUAUUUUGCUGCUACCUCAGUUCAAACUCCAAAAGUACCUCGGGUUUCGGAGAGAAUUCGUGCUCACCUAAACCUCAAUGGUUGGGUUAUUCAGCCAAUUUCUCAAAAUCCGCUUCGUACAAAAAUUACUUAUGUACUUCAGAGCAAAGCUGGAGGUUGGGUUCCUUCGGUAGUAUCUAGAAGAUAUUUAAUAAGACGUCCACUUGUUAUCUACGCCAUCGAUCAAUAUUUACAAAAGAAUGGCCCCACUCCUGUGACAGUCAGUAGUGCUACGAAUUCAAAUCGUCCUUCCCGUAGACCUAGUAUUGCUUCAUCGUUUAAUAGUGUGAAUGUCGUUCAUAAAGAUUUGAAACAUAAUGUCUCAAAAGAUAGAAUAGAAUCACAUAAUAAAUCAUAUAACAGACAAAUUGUUCCUCCAACAUAUUCCCCUCGAACAAUAAAACGAGAUACGAUAGAAGAGAUUCCAGAUAAUUCAUAUGAUAAUGAUGUAAUCAAACAUUUUUCAUCUCCAGAUACGCCUGAAAGUCAAAACUCACCAACACUAGCAACCACACCCCGCCGGCCUAUCAACAAAAAACCGACAACUCCUCCUACUUCAUCCUUACGGUCUCAAACUUCACUAACUUCACUCAAUGGUAAAAGGAAAAAAUCUGUACCAUCACCACUAUAUUUACGUGAUGAUAGAAAGGAAACUUUCGUAUCACCUCAACCAGCGCAAAAAAAGCAUCGAUAUAAGAAUGUCAUAACUAAAGCUAUUGCGCAAUUCAAGGAAAAUGUAAAUUCCAUGGAUGGUUGGCUUUUUUAUAACGAAAGCAAAGGUGUUAAAAUUUACACGAAAGAUGUUGAAGGUAGAUCAUUUCCAAUAAUUCGUGGAGAUUAUACACUUUCUGGUGGGUUCACCGCUUUUGAUUGUUUGUCGGUUCUCAAAAACUUAUCAUUACGAAAAUCAUGGGAUGAUCGUUUCGAUGGUGGUGAAAAUAUAGAAAACCUAAGUAAUACCGAGAACCUUAGCAGAGUUUCAAUGAAGGGAACGUUUCCUAUCAGUGGUCGUGAUUUUGCUUUAUUCGGAACGGUUGAACAUGAUCCAGAAACCGGUAAAAUUGUUUACGUUACGACUUCAAUAAUUGACUCGGCAAUCCCUGAAGUGAAGAAAUACGUUCGCGCUCAUAUCACCUUUGCCGGGUGGCAGAUGGUUCCAAACUUUGAUUAUAAAGGAAAAACGGAAACAUUAAGUCUUAUUUAUAUUGUUGAUAGUGAUGUAAAAAUUGAUUCCAUCCCAACUUCUAUCCUUAAAUCUCUCUCAACUGGGACUCCAAUGGUCAUUCAAAAGAUCGACGAGAUGUUACACGAUAUCGGAUUCCCGCCUUAUGUAUUAAAAUCUACCUCUUUGAUCAUAUCAGAGGAUCUUGACCCAAAUACUUUUCAAGGUGAAUUGUCGCUUGUCGCUGAAAGUAAUAGCGUUACAGAAAUUCGCUUCUCCAGAAAAAUGUAUCCAAAUGGGUUUAUUUUAACGGUUAACCCCGACAGUGCAAAGGUUGAAUUACUUCCGGACAAUUCGGAUACCAUUCGAUUGACGCUUCCCUCAAAAGUUGACACAAAAAAAUUACAUAUUACGAUCACGAAAAGCACAUCUCGAGGUUUUAAAUUGACUUAUAAUGAAGGCAAAGUAAUUAAUGAGGUUCCAAAAGAUACUAAUAAUGAAGUUGGCGCAAUUCCUGUGACAAAAUCUCGAAAGGCAAACAAUGAAAUCAAAACGACACGUCUGGCUCAUUCUACUAAUUCUUCUGCAAAUUCCACACUUGUUGCGAAUAGAAGAAAUAUUGUCAUUAAUGCAUUAAACGAUCAGUUAACAGAUAAUAAUGAAGAUUUAAGUCGGAUCCCAGCAAUAAAUACAAGAAGAAUUGUUUCACCAGAUACAUUUCAAUUCAAAGAAGUACAUAUACAAGAUUCACAAGAUUCACAAGAUUUACAAAAAACGUAUCAACGAUUAGACGGAAAAUACGAAAAACUAGAGGAUGAAACAGAAAAACAUGUUGAGUCCCUUGAAAAAUACAAAAGAAAUAGCGAUAACAAUGAAAUAUUCAUCAUUUCUGAAAACGUGAAAUUCAAUCUACAAGAAAUUUGUUUGAUGUUUGCAGCAAUGUUGUUAUCAUAUUAUGCCGGAAAGGUUAGCGUUUAUCUUGAAAUUUAG